Molecule: messenger RNA, 3449 nt
Organism: Mytilus californianus (California mussel)
Lineage: Eukaryota; Metazoa; Mollusca; Bivalvia; Mytilida; Mytilidae
Exons: 1
Coding region: 87-2354 (755 amino acids)
Source: RefSeq, a predicted model, not a curated record
AUAUCGAUACUAAAUGUGCAACUAAAAUUAGCAGUAGUGAAAGGAAGUAUAACGCAUGUGUGGUGUGGUCGACGUGUUCGGGAAUAAUGAAGUUCAGACCAUCGGAAAUUUUCUUUUCACAGGAUUCUAUUGCAAAUUAUUGGGGUAAACACACACCUUUCAAUGAUAAAUUGAUAGGGGAAACGUUAGAUGAAUUGUUAACUGAAUCUAUUUCACUGAAGGACAUUCCAAUUAUUACCGCUGUAAAAAUAAAUGGAAAGUUUUACACAAGUGACAAUCGGAGACUGUGGGUCUUUCGAAAAGCAGAAGAAUUGGGAUUUUUAGAUGGCAUUGAAAUUAAUCAAAUUACACAGCCAGAUUUCAAUUGGAAAAAAUUUACAACGAAAAAUGACGGCAUUUCGAUAAGGAUUCGAAGAGACCCCGGAGGUAAAACAUGGAGAUCAUGGAAACCAAACACGUUUCAGGGAGUGAACGAAAAUACAGUAAGUGAAUUUGCAUUAAAUGCUCUUGAAAAUAAUGCGAAUAUUUUUCAAGAUUCAUUAUCUAACAGAACAGUUGCUGAUAUUUACCGUCAAAGUAAAUACAAAUCAUCCUAUAGUAAUAACUAUUCUUCGAAGCCCAGUUUUCGCUGUGAUAAUGAUUUUUUGAAAACCUGUGAAUCCCCAGUAUACGACAAUAACAAUCAUUUAUCAAGUACAUCAAAAUCUAAUAAAGAGCCAACACUAUGUAGCAAUUUUGUUUUAGAGUCAACCUUAAGCAAAACUUCGUUACGUGUACAAGAACCGCAUGCUAAUACCAUGAAGACAGAAGAUAUGUCUGAUACUUUCCGUUUCAAAACUGGUACUCUGUCCGAAAGUUCAAGUAUGUACAAAUCACGAUAUAGAGACUACAAUUCUUCAAGGCCAAGUUAUGGCUCUGAAAAUAUCUUUUCUAACCACCCAUUUGACUCUCAUGUACCAAAUCGAAACAUUGAACUUUCACGAAUGGGGCCAAUAUCAGAAGAAGAGACAACGACAUGCAGUGAAUCUUCUUUUGAGUCAGCCUUAAACAAAACCUCGUUACUUGUCCAAGGACCUCAUGCUUUUAAAAAAAGGAUAGAGAUUAAUCAAGAUGCUUUCUGUAACAGAACAGUUUCUGAUGUUUACCUACCAAAUAUAUUAAAAUCACCACAUGUAAAGAACCAUUCUUCCAGACCUUCUUUUGCCACUGAUAAAACUUUUAAGAAACAUUUGGAAUCUCAAGUACUCAAAACAGGAAUUCAGCUUUCAACUAUAAAAUCACAAUCCAAAGAAGAGUCAACGAUACACAAUAAAUCUUCUUUUGAGUCAACCUUAAGCAAACCGUUGUUACCUGUCCACCGACCUCAUCCUGAUACAAGAAGAACAGAGGUUAUUAACGAUUCUUCUUGUAACAAAACAUUUACUGAGGAUGAACGUCAAAGUAAAGACAAAUCAUCAUAUAGAAAGUUUGUUUUUGGAAGACCUGAUUUUAUCUGUGAUAAUGCUUUUACGAGCAACUUGGAAUCUGAAGUGCCCGAUCAAGAAAUGAAACGUUCAAGUAUAAAAACAAAAUCAAAGGAAGAGGCAACGGCAUGCAAUGAUUCUUCCCAUGAGAUAACCGUAAGCAAAUAUUCGUUAAGUGUUCAAAGACCUCAUGAUUAUAAAAGUAGGAAUGGGGUUAUUUACGGUUCUCACUAUGAUAGACCAGUUACUGAGGGUGAAUGUCAAAGUAUGUUACCUGAAAAGAACCAUCCUUUAAGUCAUACUUUUGUCACUAAUAAUGAUUUUACGACCAACUUAAAAUCUCAAGUACCCGAUGAAGGAUUUCAGUUUUCAAAAACAAAAUCAAAAUUUGAAGAAGAGACAACGAUAUGCAAUAAACCUUUUUCAGAGUCAACCUUAAGCAAAACGUCGUUACUUUUCCAACGACCUCAUAAUAAUGCAAGUAGGACAGAGUUUAUUACAGAUUCUUCUCGUAACAAAACAUUUACUGAGGAUGACCGUCUAAGUAAAACCAAAUCACCAUAUAGAAAGUUUCUUUCGGCAAGACCUAAUGUCGUCAGUGAUAAUACUCUUGCGAACAACUUGGAAUCUCAAGAACCCCAUCAAGAGAUUGAAUUUUCAAGAAUAGAAAGAAAACCAAAAGGAGAAGCAACGCCACGCAGUGCAUCUUCUUUUGGGUUAAACUUAGGCAAAACGUCGUUAGCUGUUCAAAGACCUCAUGUUUAUACAAGUAAUACAGGGAAUAUUAAAGAUUCUACCUAUAACCAAAUAAAUACUGAGGCUGAACGCCAAAGUAAAGACAAAUCAUCAUACAGAAAGUCUUUUUCUGCAAGACCUAAUUUUCUUCUGUAGUCAUACUUUUACGAGCCACUUGGAAUCACAAGUACCCAAUCAACAAAUAGACAUUUCAAGUGUAAAAACAAAAUCCAACGAAGAGGCAACGAUGUGCAAUGAUUCUUUUAAUGGGUUAACCUUAAGAAAAACUUCGUUAUGUGUCAAAGGACAUCAAGUUUAUGAAAGUAAAACAGGGGUUUUUCAAGACUCAUACUGUAACAGACCAUUUACUGAAGCUGAACGUCCAAGAAUAUUAAAAUCACUACGUGGAAAGAACAAUUAUUCAGAGCUUAGUUGUGUCACUGAUAGUGUUUGACCAACAAAACAUUUGCUGAAGCUGAACGUCAAAGUAAAGACAAAUCAUCAUAUAUCAUGUAUUGUUCUGCAAACCCAAAAUUAAAAGAAGUGAUAACGACAAGCAGAAAAUCUUCUUUUGAGUCAUCAUUAAGCAACACUUCGUUACGAGAACCGCAUGCUUAUACAAGUAGGAUAGGGUUAUUCAAGAUCCUUACUGUAACAGUCCAUGGCCAGUUACUGAGGCUGAACACCCGAACAUCUUUAAAAUCGCCAUAUGAUAAAUCUAGUGUUGUCAAUGAUGAUGCUAUUAUGAAGAACUUUAAAUCACAAUUACCCGAUUAAGGAUUUCAGCUUCCAAGAAUAAAAUCGAAAUUUGAAGAGGCAACGAUAUGCAGUGCAUCUCCGUUUGAGUCAAAAUUAUGCAAAACUUUCGUGACCAAAGACCUCCAGAUAACAAAAGUAGAACAAAGGCUAUUCAGGAUUCUAUUUAAAACAAAACAGAUAAUGUGACUUACCGUGCAAAUAUAUACAAAUCAUUAUGUAGUAAUAACAACUGUCCAAAGCCUAGCAUACCAAGCAAACAAAAUUCAUACAAAUGAUUUGACCAAAAUCAAAAAGAACAAAAUAACAAUAGCCGACAGCACUGUAAGGAAAGACACUAAACAUUCGAACAAGAUGCAUGAAUAAUUUUAAGAAUCGCGAAGGUCGACGCGUAGGUCAAACCAGAAAACAUUUGACGUUGGGAGCUCAUUGACACAAGUGGGAGGUUAAAAGUUUUUUGUUUUAAUUCUUUUUAUAAAUCAAAUAACAAACCAA